Plasmopara halstedii is the source of this 213-nucleotide messenger RNA. RefSeq lists its product as uncharacterized. Lineage: Eukaryota; Oomycota; Peronosporomycetes; Peronosporales; Peronosporaceae. The coding region runs from base 1 to 213 and encodes 70 amino acids. The transcript has 2 exons. The record is from RefSeq and is a predicted model, not a curated record.
AUGCCUCAAGCAAAUCGGUACAAUUUUGAUGCAUCACGAGAUUUUCUAUACGAUGACCCUCGAGAUCCUCAAAUAGAGUCAACGCGCCACCCCAACUGUGAAAGCUCACCAAAGCUUGCUGUGCAAGCUUGUUACAUGAGCAUUACCUCACAGGCUUUGUCGUAUGAAAAAAGUGGAGCCCCGCUCCGUGUGGAACGUAUGGUGGUUUAUUAG